AUGCUGUGCGUCUUAAAUUUAGUGAUUUUUGUGAUAAUAAACUUUUUAACAACCGAUGCUUCCGUAGAGGAUUUACCACCACCAUGCUCUAGCGAAAUCUAUUGUUACGGACGUUUGUUGGACACCAUUCAAACCAGCAACGUAUACAAAGACUCCAAAACGUUCGUUGAUAUGAAAAUGAAGCACAUCCCCAAUGAAACCCUCAGGCUGUUCGACGAGUUUAUGGCCAGCCAUCAGGCCAGACCUACGCGGAACCAAGUCAGUGAAUUUUUGAAAGCGAACUUCGAGCCGGCCGGUACAGAAUUUGAAGAGUGGAACCCCAGCGAUUGGGUAUCCAAUCCGAAGUUUCUGGCCCGGAUCAAGGAUCAAAAAUUUCGGCUCUGGGCCAAAGAACUGAACGAUAUAUGGAAAAUACUGGGGAGGAAAAUUAAGGCUGAUAUCAAAGAAAACGUGCAGUAUUAUAGCAUAAUAUGGGUACCAAAUCCGGUUAUUGUUCCAGGAGGGAGAUUCAGAGAAUUUUAUUAUUGGGAUUCCUAUUGGAUUCUACAAGGACUCUUGUUGUCGGAGAUGCAUGACACUGUCAGAGGGAUGUUAGAAAACUUUCUUUAUAUUCUAGAUGAAUAUGGGCAUAUUCCCAACGGCGGACGUGUGUACUACUUAGCUCGAUCUCAACCGCCUCUCUUAACAGCUAUGGUUAAAAUGUACUUUGAUUACACCAACGAUAUCGAUUUCAUCAAAAAUAACAUCCAAACAUUGGAAAAGGAAUUCGAUUUCUGGAUGAACAACCACACUAAAACCGUUAGAGUCAAUAACAUGAAUUACACUCUGGCCUUGUAUGGCGACAAAUCUUCAGGACCUAGACCCGAAUCUUAUUCAGAAGAUGUGAAUACAGCAAGCGCGUUCCAAGAUAACAAUGAAAAGCAAGAGUUUUACUCCGAAUUGAAAGCCGGAGCUGAAUCUGGAUGGGACUUUUCAAGCAGAUGGUUCGUCUCCAAUGCCACUAAUAAAGGGAAUCUAGCGGACGUCAAAACAAGAUCAAUCGUGCCAGUAGAUUUAAAUGCCAUAAUUUACUGGAACGCCCAGCUACUCUCAGAAUUUCACGAAUUGCUCGGCAACCAGGAGAAGGCCGCCAUCUACAGCGCCAAAGCGGACGAGUGGCUGCGCGCCGUCGAAGCCGUGCUGUGGCACGAGGACAUCGGCGCUUGGCUGGACUACGACAUCAUCAACCAGUCGAAGAGGAACUACUUCUACCCCACGAACAUAUCCCCCUUGUGGACGGGAUGUUUCAACAAAACCAACAAGGAUCGAACGGUCAGAAGCGUCCUCAAGUACCUCCAAAACAACAACAUCAUGCACCCCGGCGGCAUUCCGACCAGCAUCGAAAAAACCGGCGAGCAAUGGGACUUCCCCAACGCCUGGCCGCCGCUCCAGCACAUGAUGAUCGUCGGGUUGCACAACACCGGCGACGAGUACGCCAAGAGGUUGGCCUACGAAAUCGCCGAGCGAUGGGUCAGGACUAAUUACAUCGCCUUUAACGAGACCGGCGUUAUGUUCGAAAAGUACGAUGCUACGGUGCCCGGUGGUUAUGGCGGUGGAGGCGAGUACGAUGUCCAAAUAGGCUUCGGAUGGACGAACGGUGUUAUCAUGGACCUUUUGUACCGCUAUGCGGAUAAGCUGGCUGUAGAAGAUCCCCAUCCUGUGGUUGAAAACGUGGCGUCGAGCCUGUUCAGUUCUCCGUCUUCUGGUAUUAGCUCCAUAACGACUGCAUUGAUAGCAUUGUUAGUGUCAGUAACGGCAGGAUUCACAGGGGUUUUGCUUUACAAAAGACGAAAUCAGAAACAAACGCAACAGGUCGAUGGUAAAAAGAAGCCUUUCACAGCGAGGUACACGGAACUGAAAAAUAUACCUAAGUAUAAUAAGACUGUGAGGUAA
Molecule: messenger RNA, 1932 nt
Organism: Phyllotreta striolata
Lineage: Eukaryota; Metazoa; Arthropoda; Insecta; Coleoptera; Chrysomelidae
Source: the annotation of a GenBank genome assembly